Molecule: messenger RNA, 2316 nt
Organism: Anopheles coustani
Lineage: Eukaryota; Metazoa; Arthropoda; Insecta; Diptera; Culicidae
Gene: Sec10
Product: exocyst complex component 5
Exons: 3
Coding region: 30-2174 (714 amino acids)
Biological process (GO): exocytosis; Golgi to plasma membrane transport
Cellular component (GO): exocyst; cytoplasm
Source: RefSeq, a predicted model, not a curated record
UCGUCACCAGAGGAGCGCAACUUAUCGAAAUGUUGUCACAAUAUGUGGAAGAAUUGGAACAGGAUCCUUUCGAGGUGGAGGAAUUUAUUGAGCGGUUGUGCUGGCGAACGAACAACGAAAUUGGUUCAGAUCAGUUUGACCCGGACCUGCUGUAUGAAACUUUUGUCGAAACUAUUAAGGACAUGAAGAUCCUGCAGGAACGGCAGCAGCGCAAAUGUGACAAGCUAGAAGAAGCACUGAAGGAAGAGCAGGCCAUCUUCGUUAAGGCUAUCGAUAAGUUCGUAGCCAAACACCAGGUUUCGGUCGAUUACUUUCAUCAGUUAGAUGAGAAAAUCAACUCGGUGGCUGGAAAGGUAAUCCACCUUGGGGAGCAGCUCGAGAACGUAAAUAAUCCAAGGAGUCGAGCCGUGGAGGCACAGCUGCUGCUGAACCAUAUGACCGAGUUUCUUACACCGGGCCCAAUCGUGAACGAUAUCUACAGCGACAAGACCAAACUGUACGAGGCGGCCGAUAUUAUACAGAAACUGUUCCAAAUAUCGCAAGAUCUACCGGCGCAACGGUUUGCAAACGCGAAGAAGAAGAUCGAAUCCAAGUACGACGACAUCGAGAUGCAGCUGAUCGAAGAGUUUGCCACAGCACAGAAGACGGAGAACAUCGAGCGGAUGAAGGAACUUUCGGAUAUACUUUCCCAGUUUAAGGGCUACACGCAGGUGAUCGACGUCUACAUAGAACAGAGUCAAGCGACGACCUACGGUGGGAGGGAUGUGUUCGAGGGCAUUGUUCCGAUGUGCCACAAGCACUAUAAAAUCAUCCAGCAGGUGUUCAGCGCUCCAGACAAAGUUAUCAGUAAGUUCAUUCUGAACAUUUACCAGCUGAAGAUCAAUCAGUUUGUGCAGACAAAACUGGAUGAUCGUAAGGACGAGCAUAAGUAUCUCAAAACCCUCUCGGAGCUGUACUCGCGCACGUUGAAGUUGAGUGCAGAGUUGCAAGACUUCUUCAAAGGUUCCGACGAUGAUCUACUGCAGAAACUGACGGCAAACAUAUUCGACCGCCAUUUGGCCACAUACAUCGAGGUGGAGAACCGCACGCUGGAUGGAAAGUGUCAGGUGGAGUUGAAGAAAUUUUACGAGAACAAAAAUCACCAGAAAAAGCAAAUCGAACGUUUCCAGGAGCUAAGGCGCGACAUGCAAGCGCUGAUUGGAGCCCGGGCUAACAUAAACAUUGCUCAGAUUGAGGAUUAUGGUGGAGAAACUUUCCUGUCGGAGGAACUGGCCAUCAAUCUACUGCAGCAAUCGUCGCACGCGUUCGAAAGGUGUUGUUUGUUGUCGAAGGAAAACGAUCUACCGCGCAAUAUUUUGAAGCUGACGGACAUUUUGUUGCGGUAUCUUCUUCACGAACACUGCGAUUACGCGCUCGAUCUUGGACUUCAAGCGAUCCCAAUAGCUGAGUGCAAAAGCGUACCACAAAUCUACUUUUUCGAUGUUGCCCAAAAGUGUAACGCGAUCGUACAUCUGCUUGAGAAGACCUACAAUGCCAGUGUCAUGCCUAACGUGAUUGGAACGCCGCAGUACACGGAUUGUAUUCAAAAAAAGCGAUCCUACCUGGAGACGGUGGAGAAUAAAAUUGAAACGGGAUUGGAGCGUACGUUAAAUGCAAUCUUCGGAUGGGUCAAAACGUACCUGGCGAGCGAGCAGAAAAAGUCCGAUUUUAAACCGGAUACCGACGUUGAUACGGUUGCAUCGAACGCCUGUCUGGCCGUGGUGCAAUACUUGAACCCGUUGAUCGGGCUAAUCCAGAAAACAAUCGAUGGAGAAAAUUUGGCUGCCGUUUUGACCGAAUUUGGCGUUCGGUACCAUCGGGUGAUCUUCGAACACCUGCAGCAGUUCCAGUACAACACCGCUGGUGCCAUGUGUGCUAUUUGCGAUGUUAACGAGUACCGGAAAAGUGCCCGCGUGCUGCAGAGUCCUCUAGUGACACAAUUGUUUGAUGUGCUGCACGCUCUAUGCAAUCUGCUGCUGGUCAAGCACGAAAAUUUGCAGGAAGUAUGUGGAGGAGAAACGUUAAACUAUCUCGAUAAGUCGGUGGUGAUGAAUUUCAUUCAACUCCGAAGUGACUACAAAACGAUUAAAAUCUCCAACUCGCUGAAGGGUAUAUCGGAUCAGAGAAUCGUGUGAAUGGAACCAACGUAUCCACGGUGGCCAUAUGGAUACCUACAGUUCAAGUUCGUCGAUGAGAUUCGUGACACAGUGAGCCACUGUGAUGACAUGGCGAUUGGUUAUCAGCGACCCGGCGCAACGAUAAGUGACUCUUCCGGAA